Molecule: messenger RNA, 994 nt
Organism: Camarhynchus parvulus
Lineage: Eukaryota; Metazoa; Chordata; Aves; Passeriformes; Thraupidae
Product: kallikrein-14-like
Exons: 9
Coding region: 8-994 (328 amino acids)
Biological process (GO): proteolysis
Molecular function (GO): serine-type endopeptidase activity
Source: RefSeq, a predicted model, not a curated record
GGCAGGAAUGGCUCCCGGAGCCUUCGGCCUCGGCCCCGUGCUCCUCCUCCUCCUCCUCCUCAUCCUCGGCCCGGCCCCGGCGCGGGCAGCGAACGGGCAGGAGCUUCCCGAGGAGGACGAGUCGCGCAUCAUCGGGGGCCGGCCCUGCUCCGUGGCCCAGCGCCCGUUCCAGGUGGCGCUGAUCAAACGGGGGCAGAUCCUGUGCGGGGGGAGCCUCGUGGGGGCGCAAUGGGUGCUGACGGCGGCGCACUGCAAACAGCCGGUCAGGGACCUGCAGGUGCUGAUCGGCACCAACACACUGCGGGCAGGUACAGGCCAGGGACCUACAGGUGCUGAUCGGCACCAACACGCUGUGGGCAGGGAUCUCCAGGUGCUGAUCGGCACCACCACGCUGCGGGCAGGUACGGGCCAGGGAUCUCCAGGUGCUGAUCGGCACCAACAUGCUGCGGGCAGGGACCUGCAGGUGCUGAUCGGCACCAACACGCUGCGGGCAGGUACGGGCCAGGUGCGCCGCAUCUCGCGCCUCCAGGUGCACCCUGGCUACAACCCCCGGCGCAACGACAACGACUUCAUGCUGCUGCACCUGGACGCACCUGUGCGCUUCGGGCCCCGCGUCAAGAAAAUCCGCCUGGCCACCAGGUGUCCCCGGGCGGGGCAGAACUGCAGCAUCAGCGGGUGGGGCACCACCAAAUCACCUGGAGCCAAGCUGCCGCGGGACCUGCAGUGCGCGCAGGUGCAGACCUUCGGGCCGCAGCAGUGCGCCCGCGCCUACGGCAACGCCGUCACCCGCAACAUGUUCUGCGCAGGUGUGCCCCAGGGCGGCGUCGACUCCUGCCAGGGUGACUCAGGUGGGCCCCUGGUGUGCGGGGGGUACCUGCAGGGCGUGGUCUCCUGGGGCCUGGCCGUGUGCGGUCAGCGCGGGAACCCCGGCGUGUACAGCAACGUCUGCCGCGCCACGCCCUGGAUACGGCGCGUCAUCGGCACUGACCAAUGA